AUGGCAAAUGAGCAAAUGAAGCCUGUUGCAACUCUUCUUUUGGGGCUGAAUUUUUGCAUGUAUGUCAUAGUUUUGGGCAUUGGUGGAUGGGCCAUGAAUAGAGCCAUAGAUCAUGGUUUUAUUAUAGGUCCAGGGUUCGAUCUUCCGGCUCAUUUUUCACCCAUAUACUUUCCUAUGGGAAAUGCUGCCACGGGAUUCUUUGUUACAUUUGCUUUGAUUGCUGGAGUUGUUGGAGUUGGAUCAUUAAUUUCAGGACUCAAUCAUAUCCGUUCAUGGACUUCAGAAAGCUUGCCAUCUGCAGCUUCAGUUGCUGCCAUUGCCUGGGCUCUUACAGUUCUUGCCAUGGGAUUUGGAUGCAAAGAGAUUCAGCUGAACGUCAGAAAUUCUCGUCUGAAAACAAUGGAGGCUUUUCUGAUUAUUCUUUCAGCUACACAGCUUUUCUACAUAGCAGCUAUUCAUGGUGCUGCUGCAAUAAGGAGAUAA
Messenger RNA from Lathyrus sativus (Indian pea), 483 nucleotides. Lineage: Eukaryota; Viridiplantae; Streptophyta; Magnoliopsida; Fabales; Fabaceae. The record is from the annotation of a GenBank genome assembly.